Molecule: messenger RNA, 405 nt
Organism: Symbiodinium necroappetens
Lineage: Eukaryota; Dinophyceae; Suessiales; Symbiodiniaceae
Source: the annotation of a GenBank genome assembly
AUGAUACUGAGCUUUGUCUACUUCCCGCUGGAGCUCUGCAUGUCCUACAGGUACAUCAGCAAGAACUUGAAUGAAGAUGACGAUGAUGACCGAGUCGGAGGUUUCUUCUGCACUGCCUUUGUUUGCCUACCCUUCCACACUCUGAACGGCGCACUUCUGCUCAUGUCCUUCGUGAUUCUCGCAGAAGGGACAGAUCAACUAGAUGAUAUACUUGCAGUGGACUUGAUCGUCCUUUUUCUUGCCAGCCUUUGGUUACUGCCCGCGGUCGGGUUAGCAGUCCUGAGCAUUUGUUCUCUCCUGGCGUGGCUCAUUACCAGAUUGGAAGGUUCAGGGCAGUCGUCACAGGCGCAGAGAACAGAUAGUGUCAUGGUGGAUACUGAGAUGAUCGGUGCCCACCACGCUUGA